AUGCAGGCAAUCGCAGUCGCCCAUAGCUGCAAGGCUUCCUUGUCUCUCAUCGAGACAGUUGUCAUCACUCCAUCUACUACACCCAGCGCUACGUUGUUGAGCGAUUCUUCGAUUGCUGAACCUUUGCGACAAGAAGGCGCUGCAGACGAUGAAUGCGCAAGCAGCGAUUCGGACGAUCUCGUUUUACUGUACCCCGACUCUGACGACAAUGAAGAUGACGGGAGUCGCACGGCACCUGUUGCUACGCAUUCCGAAGUCUCGACAGCGCCGACGAUCUCCAGUCUACCGAAGGGAGAUAAUGCCCAUGUCGACGAAGAACGCCAGGUCGUGCCCCUCAACAUAGUGUCAGCGGUUUCACCAACCGCAUAUGACUCCUCACUAGCUAGAUCGGCACACAGGGUCUUUAUCUUCCCUUUCAAUGCCCAUCCUCUCACUCGUGACUUCGCGUCUGGCGCAUACUCCACAACUUCGCGGCACUACUCGGUCGAUAACAACGCCAUAGUCAUCAACAUGUCGGAUGGGUCUUUCAAGUGUCGUCCUCCUCGAGGGUACGAAUACCUUGGUAUAGACCAUGCCGACAAUAUAGCGUGGCGCAUGAAGUUGGGAAGGUUCAUCGGCGGUGCAUUCUUUGCACGAGCGAACUCGGGCAUGUCGGAUUUACCUUCCACCACCAUUCAGCAUCGCUAA
Molecule: messenger RNA, 687 nt
Organism: Peniophora sp. CBMAI 1063
Lineage: Eukaryota; Fungi; Basidiomycota; Agaricomycetes; Russulales; Peniophoraceae
Source: the annotation of a GenBank genome assembly